AAAGAAAAAACGCUGGCUUCUGCAGCGGAAACAUCGACUCAUGGCGUUACAAACAGAGGCCACUUUCUCCCUCCAACGUUGAGAGUUCCCACGCGCACACAACGCACUCUCUCUCUCUCAUUAUUAUUCUCAUUAUUAUUAUUAUUAUAUCCUCUCUCUUUCUUUGUGAAGAGGAUAAAUAGAUAGUAGGACUCACGGAGAGAUUUGGAAGAAAGGAUUUUAGAGAGGAGAUCUCAGCUGCUUCGUCUCGAGAGGUGUGUAAGUCCGGGGUUAUGCACAAUUUUGCAUCGUUGGGUCUCAAAUGAUUCUCAUUUUUGGAACAUAUCAGUUUCAUCCUCAUGGAGAUUGAUGGUGCUGUAAACAAAUAUUUUGCGAUCGUUCGUGAGGACGAAGUAUAUCUUCUAUGAACUAUUGGCACUUAUGAAUUCGAACAAUCUGGAAAUCUAUCCGGCUGCAAAUGUUUUCAUGUUUUUGUAAUUUUGAAGUUACAGAUAUGACGAAACCUGGGAAUUUUUCCCGCAGAAGUGGAUUGUUCGGUUCAAGUGAGAACACGACGCUAAUUGUGUUCGCAAGUAUUGGAAUGACAGUUGGAUACAUCUUGGCGAUUUCUAAUCAUGCGAUUAACACGACGGAGGUUUAUGUUUCCACAAAUUCUCGAGGCGCGGGAAGACUUCCACCAGGUAUUGUUGUGUCUGAAUCAGAUUUUUAUCUCCGCAGGUUAUGGGGCGAUCCGGAAGAGGACCUUCUUGUUGAGAAGUAUCUUGCAACAUUUGCUGUCGGAUAUGAUCAAAAAGCUAAUGUUGAUGCAAUAGUCAAAAAAUUCUCUGAAAACUUCACAAUUGUAUUGUUCCAUUAUGAUGGCCGGGCUAGCGAAUGGGAAGAAUUUGAGUGGUCGAAGCGAGCUAUCCAUGUCAGCGCCCGGAAGCAAACCAAAUGGUGGUAUGCCAAACGAUUCCUUCAUCCGGACAUUGUGGCUCCGUAUGAGUACAUAUUUAUCUGGGAUGAAGAUUUAGGAGUGGAGCAUUUUGAUGCAGAAGAGUACAUUAAACUUGUAAAGAAGCAUGGAUUGGAGAUCUCACAACCUGCUUUGGAUCCCCAAGGCAGAGUCUUCACAUGGCCAAUAACACUAAGAAGAGACAACGGAGAAGUUCAUAAGCGAGUCCUAGAAGAUUUCAUUUUCCCUCCGAUGGAAAUUUGGAAGCCAGAAGGGUGCGCUGACCCGCUUUUACCGCCAUGUGCUGCAUUUGUCGAGAUAAUGGCACCCGUGUUCUCCCGCGCUGCAUGGCGCUGUGUAUGGCAUAUGAUUCAGAAUGACUUGGUUCAUGGAUGGGGCCUUGAUUUUGCGUUUAGAAAAUGCGUGGAGCCGGCUCACGAGAAAAUCGGUGUUGUAGAUGCUCAGUGGAUUGUUCAUCAAGCAGUUCCUUCACUAGGGAACCAGGUCGAGCCCGACGAAGACAAAGCACCAUUGGAAAGGGUAAGGGAGAGGAGCAGGAAAGAAUGGGACCUGCUUGAGAAGAGGCUGGCACACGCAGAGAAGAUGUACUGCUGGAGAAAAAGGAUCGCUCCCCAAUUUUUAGUUUAACAUUCACUUAAGCAAGUGUAACAAAUCAGAUAACUAUAGAUUCCAUUUUCUUUUUAUAUAGAGCGUUACUUGGCAUUCAAAUUGAA
Messenger RNA from Ananas comosus (pineapple), 1668 nucleotides. RefSeq lists its product as uncharacterized. The transcript has 15 exons. The coding region runs from base 458 to 1582 and encodes 374 amino acids. NCBI's taxonomy places the organism in Eukaryota, Viridiplantae, Streptophyta, Magnoliopsida, Poales, Bromeliaceae. The record is from RefSeq and is a predicted model, not a curated record.